AAAAUGCAAAAGGAGCAGGUUGAAUCAUUGCGUGGAUCUUCGUCUGUUCAGCGCGUUCAGCGACAGUCCGACAGCAGCAGGGCGGCAGCACAUGCAUUGUCACGUGGUCAAAAUCCAACGACAACAGCAGCAAAUAAUGAAAACAUGCCUGCUGUUUUGCACCGUGUGCUCACCAUGUUCAGAACUUACGUUGAAAACUUUUAUGUGUCGACAUUGAACGUCAUGAUGCGUUGAUAUUCUGUUGCCUGCUUGCCAAGAUGCACGAACCGGAGGAUGAACCGAGUGACUUACCGGACUGGAAAGUGCCUUUAGCAUUGAGUGAACCUAGGCACACGGAGAAAAUAUUGGCGCAAAGCAUAUCUACCCAGACGUGGAGAAUGAAAGAACGGAUGAAGACGGUUAGCGUAGCAUUGGUUAUGUGCCUCAACAUCGGUGUUGAUCCCCCAGAUGUGGUCAAGACACAACCAUGUGCAAGGCUAGAAUGUUGGAUAGAUCCUCUCCAGUCACCGCCACAGAAGGCCUUAGAAGCAAUUGGUGCUGCUCUCCAAAAGCAGUACGAGCGUUGGCAGUCGAGGGCACGUUACAAGCUCAGCCUUGACCCCACAGUUGAAGAAGUCAAGAAACUGUGCACCUCUCUACGACGCAACUCAAAGGAAGACAGAGUACUGUUUCAUUAUAAUGGUCAUGGAGUGCCCAAGCCAACAGGCAAUGGUGAAAUUUGGGUAUUCAAUCGAAGUUACACCCAGUACAUUCCCCUGUCAAUGUAUGACCUCCAGCAGUGGAUGGGUGCACCUUCGAUCUAUGUCUAUGACUGCUCUGCGGCUGGACUCAUCCUGGAGUCCUUCAACAAGUUUGCGGUGCAGCACGAGCGGGAGUUUGAGAUCUCGCUCGGAAGUGUCAAAGGACAGAGCCCUCCUGGAUAUCGGCACUGCAUUCAACUGGCUGCCUGCCGGCAGAACCAGGUCCUGCCCAUGAAUCCUGAUCUUCCUGCUGACCUGUUCACAACAUGCCUGACAACGCCAGUGCAGAUGGCCCUGCGCUGGUUUGUCCUACAAAACUCUAGUCGGCUGGUGCAGGAGAUUACGCUGGAACAGCUGGACAGAGUGCCAGGCCAGCUGCACGACCGACGAACUAUGCUCGGGGAGCUCAACUGGAUCUUCACUGCCAUCACUGACACUAUUGCGUGGAAUGUCCUGCCCAGGGCCCUCUUCCAGAAGCUCUUUCGACAGGACCUUCUAGUGGCAAGUCUGUUCCGCAACUUCCUUCUGGCGGAGCGCAUCAUGCGAGUGUACAACUGCCAGCCAGUGUCCCAGCCUGCUUUGCCCCCAACAUUUCGCCACCCCAUGUGGGCUGCCUGGGAUUUGGCUCUCGACCAGUGCCUGGCUCAACUGGCCCAAGUGCAAGCUGGACACCCAUUCAGGCAUUCACCUUUCUUUGCAGAGCAGCUCACUGCCUUCCAGGUGUGGCUGUCUAUUGGAUCAGAGCGGCUGUCCCCUCCAGAACAGCUCCCCAUUGUGCUACAAGUAUUACUGAGUCAAAUCCACCGGCUACGAGCCCUAGAUCUCUUGGGCAGAUUUCUGGACCUCGGACCAUGGGCAGUCAAUCUGGCACUUUCUGUAGGAAUCUUCCCCUACAUCCUGAAACUGCUUCAGAGCUGUGCACGAGAGCUUCGGCCACUGCUGGUUUUCAUCUGGGCGAAAAUCUUGGCCGUAGACAUGUCCUGCCAAGUGGAUCUUGUGCGGGACAAUGGCCACCGUUACUUCUUAAGUGUUCUCUCAGACCCCUACAUGCCAGCAGAGCACAGGACAAUGGCAGCCUUUGUUAUGUCUUGCAUCGUCUGUGGCCAUCCCAGCGGCCAGGAAGCAGCUCUAAAGGGCAACGUAAUUGCACUGUGCACCGAGCAGCUGCAAGAUGGCCAUGCUCGCCUUCGCCAGUGGCUAGCCGUGUGCUUGGGGCGCACGUGGCACGGAUACAGCGCAGCUCGUUGGUGUGGGAUUAGAGACAGCGCCCACGAGAAGCUCUAUUCUUUGCUCGCAGACCCUGUACCUGAAGUGAGAGCAGCUGCAGUGUUUGCUUUGGGUACCAUCCUGAACUGCCCAGCCAAACGUACGGAUCAUGCAGACACCAUUGACCACGGCAUCGGCAUGAAUCUCGCCUCCACCAUGGCCGGUGACGGAAGCCCACUUGUCCGCAAGGAACUGGUCGUGUCACUCCAGUGGUUGCUGUUCGUGUUUGAGAACCAGUUCAUAGCUGUAGCAUAUCAGUAUUUUGAGGAAGAAUCUACAAAGGCAGAAGUGGCUCAGCCAGCUCCAAAGCAUUUCCUGAAUCCACCGGACUUGACCCUUUCCCCGAUGAAGAGAGUGGCUUCGAGGGAACGCCUCAACAGGUUGCUGCCAAUUCCAACCAAUAUUUUGUCAGGCACAGUCGUGGAGGGCUUUCCUGAGCCAGCACCUGUGGUGGCACCUGCAUCUCCUGCUCAGCCUGAGCGAAUGCGACGUGUCAGUUCCAGCACCUCCAUCUCAAGCCUCGGAGGUCCAUUGGGAGUCGGGACUUCCUUUGGGGGAAGUGCUCUCGGUCUGGGCUGCAUAUACAACCAGGUGUGGCGCACCCUGGUGUCUCUCGGCAGCGACCCACACCCACAGGUGGCUUCCAUGGCAAAAACUCUAGUCCAGGCCUUCAAGGCAAAAGCACUCUCAAGCUUUGAUUCAAAAAAGAGCCGUCGGAACUCCUUCUCGCAUUCAGAACCAUCAUCUCCUUCAGGAAAAGUCAGCUAUCUCACAGAAGAUUCUCCUCCAAACCACCACAUCAACAUGGUGCGACCUCCGCUUCCACCAGCUAUGCGAGGGCAGCAGUAUCAGCAUGCGGCACAUUUCAUCCGCACAAGGAAGAUCUUCGACCGAGGCCCAGACGUGCCGGCUUCUGUGGCGGAGGAUGACACGGAUGACCAACAGAGUGUGAAGGCUGCGCCUCCACUGGUGCAUACUGGCUUUGUUGAUUGGUGUUCUAGCUACUUCACUCGACCAUUGUUAAAGAAUCCAGGAGAACAGGACACAGAAAGCAGCAGUUACCAGCAGCGAGAAUGGAGGUAUUUGCGAAACCGCAAGGCUCGCAUACGUGCCCGAAACGAGCGACGGAAAAUAGAAGAGGGAGCUCGAUUAGAAGAGCAGCAGUUCUGCAGCUCCAGCACAACGCCGCCAAUGUGCCUUGUAUUUCAUCCUUACGAGGCAGAGCUCUGCAUUGCUGACAGAGACUCCUACAGUCUGUGGGAUGAGCACGGUACCCUACAGAGCACACAUUCUAAUGACAACUUGCCUCAGACUCGCAUCACUGCACUACACUACCUCAAUGCUCAUGACAUGCCACUGCUUCUGACUGGUUCAGAUGAUGGAGCAGUAAGAGUGUGGCGAAAUUACUCAAGCUCCAGCCGAGAUUUGGUGACAGCAUUCCAAGCCCUUGGUGACACUGCAUCUACAACAAAAGGAGCUGGUAUGGUGCUGGAUUGGGACCAAGAGUCCACAACACUGAUUGCAUCCGGAGACGUGCGGGUCAUCCGGAUUUGGGACACGGAGCAAGAGAGGAAAAUUCUGGACAUGCCAACGGGCACGGACAGCCCAAUCACUAGUCUUUCGACGGACCAUGAAGGUUCACUCCUGGUGGCCGGGUGCGGUGAUGGAACUGUUCGAGUUUACGACCGGCGGUUGCCACCUUCAGACUGCCGAAUCAUGACUCUCCGUGGCCACAGCUCUUGGGUGGUUAAUGUUCACUUAGAAGUUCGUGACCGUCGGAUCAUCAGUGGAAGCGUGUCCGGGGAUGUCCGCUUCUGGGAGCUGGGACAGACGACCUCACACCGCACCGUCAAAACGGGCACUGACGUCACUGCCAUGGCCGUUCAUCCUGCCUUCGACAUCUUUGCUUGUGGAUCGGCCAAUCAGCAGAUCAGCGUUUUCAAUGAUGAAGGGCAGUCCAUUGGACACAUUAAACACCAUGACUGGUUCAUAGGGCAGCGGGUAGGGUCAGUUGCCUGCCUUGCUUUCCAUCCUCUCAAGAUGUGCCUCGCAUCAGGAAGUACAGACACGAUAGUCAGUGUUUACAGUACGGACAAGAGGCACUGACCUACGCUUCUUUAGACAAAAGGAUGCCCUUUUUUAGCUGACAGACGCCUCGUGCACAGCAGACUCGCGCUCAGGACGCUCAACGGCAUAGGCCAUCGCGCCAUACAGUGUGGUGCCAUCUCAUUGCUACUAGUGCUACCCUCUCCCUGACAACAGAGAAAAUACAUAUGUACAGGCUUUCUCAAAAGAAACAAAAGCUUACAACUUG
Messenger RNA from Ornithodoros turicata, 4320 nucleotides. It is a transcript of the gene raptor, whose product is annotated as regulatory-associated protein of mTOR-like. The transcript is spliced from 28 exons. Gene Ontology annotation, biological process: cellular response to starvation; cellular response to amino acid stimulus; positive regulation of protein serine/threonine kinase activity. Gene Ontology annotation, molecular function: protein-macromolecule adaptor activity; protein binding. The coding region runs from base 258 to 4112 and encodes 1284 amino acids. Gene Ontology annotation, cellular component: TORC1 complex; cytoplasm. The record is from RefSeq and is a predicted model, not a curated record. NCBI's taxonomy places the organism in Eukaryota, Metazoa, Arthropoda, Arachnida, Ixodida, Argasidae.